This is a messenger RNA of Cladophialophora psammophila CBS 110553, 5295 nucleotides long. RefSeq lists its product as uncharacterized. The transcript has 7 exons. Lineage: Eukaryota; Fungi; Ascomycota; Eurotiomycetes; Chaetothyriales; Herpotrichiellaceae. The record is from RefSeq and is a predicted model, not a curated record. Bases 1 to 5295 code for a protein of 1764 amino acids.
AUGUGUGGUGAUGAGACUUCAGCCAGAAAGGAGGCUCGAAACCUAGUAGAGGGAAUUAAGAAGCACUAUGGGUAUCUUACCGGAGAGACCCUCAGCCGGAUUCCCGACCUGGCUGUUCGCGCAGAAGUGAGCAAUGCGCUGAAGGCAAAAGAUAGCUUGAUUGGUUCAACUAUUGUCACGCUGGCCAAAAACCUCUACACGAGCAAUGCUCGUUUUGUGUUCGAAUUGCUCCAGAACGCGGAUGAUAACAAAUACACCAAGACCCAUGACAUGCCUUUCAUAUCUUUCCACGUCUAUCCCCGGAAGAUCGUGGUUGAAUGCAACGAAGAUGGUUUCACACUCGAAAACCUCAAGGCCAUCUGCAGCGUAGGCAAGAGCACUAAAACAGGUGCUCAAGGUUACAUUGGAGAGAAAGGGAUAGGGUUCAAAUCGGUCUUCAUGGUCGCAUGGAAAGUUCUCAUCCACUCUGGAGACUUUUCCUUUUAUUUUGAACAUCGAAAGGGUGACAGUGGAAUGGGUAUGAUUUCGCCCACCUGGAAUGAACCCGAACAGACUCUCCCAGAUGCACUUACAAGAGUCACCUUGUUCCUGCACGAUUCUGGCGAUGCCGCUUUUCUUGCAAGUCAGCGGGAAAUGAUAUCCGCCCAGUUCCACGAGCUCCAGGACACUUUUCUUCUCUUUCUAAAGAACAUCCGGAAGAUUAAUCUCAAGUUCUAUGAUGACGACCAGAACGUGACCGAAGAAGUUGUUCAUUUCCUCGAGAAUUCCGCUCGUGGUUCCAAAGCAACAAUCACAAUGAAAACCAUCACCGCUGACCGGUCCGAGCAAAUCUCAAGAACCUACCAUGUUACGAGGUAUAUUUGUACUGGCCUUGAGAAAAAUACCAACAGAGAAUAUUCAACAGAAGAAGAAGUGCAGAAGAAAUACUCCGAGUCGGAGAUUGUCCUUGCCUUCCCGUUGGCUCCUGAUUCAACCCCUCUGGUGGAGGCCCAAGAUGCUUUUGCGUUUCUGCCACUUCGCACGGCUGGGUUUUUCUUUCUCAUCCAAGCUGACUUCGUCACCGAAGCGAAUCGACAAGACGUUAUUACAGCGUCGCCUCGGAAUCUAGGGCUUCUCGAUGGCAUCGCACAUGCAUUCGUCAAAGCAGUUCGGGAGUUUUGCGAUCAUCCUACUCUAACGUAUCAGUGGAUGAGAUACCUCCCAGAUCCUUUAAAUGCUAAUUUUCAACCUUUCUGGAAGCGACUUGUUCACAAAAUCCAAACCCUUCUAGAAUCUACGCCAGUGCUACGUUCUCGCAACGAGGGGCCUUUGGGACUCAUCAAGUCGCUCGGGAUUCUGGAACCCGAGGGGAAAGAUGAGGACGGCAACCCGCUGUGGGACGAUAUUGUCCCAUUUUGUUACCUAUCUCCCGCAUACAGUUUCAAUGACCUUGAGAUUUUGCGUUCUUAUGGACUUGAAGUGGUUUACAUGGAAGACCUUGUGGAUCGAGCUGAGGCAGACCUUAAAUUGCCACGUUCAAGGAUGAAGACCUCAAAAGAUGAGGAUUGGCAUUCCCGUGCCGCAAAGUUGCUUGCGUAUCCCUUCUCCGAAGGGUGGGACGGCUUGAAGGUGGAGGUGAAAGCAAUGCGUCUUAUACCGUUGCAGAGCGGUCAAUGGAUAUCUGCCAAUCAGGGUCCGACUUACUAUGCAAGCAGCGCUGGCGUCCGAAUUCCGAGAGACCUGGGACUAAACUUAAUCGAUCCAGACGCGGCGGCAAACUCUGCCAGAAAGAUCCUAUUUGAUUAUCUUGGUGCAACAGAGGCAUCAACCGAUCAUGUUCGAAACGCAAUAUUUGAACGCUAUCGUUCCUCUGCAAGCGCGCCCAAUGUCAACCUCCAGACCUCUCGAAAACAUCUGGAGUACCUGUAUCUGACCCAGAAGCAUGAGAGUGUCGUUGUGCCGCUCGCUUUCAGCCGUAUAUAUGUUUACUCAGAGGGAGAAGAGGCUCUUUUCCCGGGGAAGGUAGAUGUAUACAAAGCCGACAACAGCGACUACGGCGUAAAGAAACUGCUGAAAGCUACGCCACCUGGCCCAAAGCCGGGUGAUGGCGCGCCAGGGCUUUCUGUUCCAAUCUUGCACCGAAUUUAUCAAGAAGACAUCCCAGAAAGUCCACCAGGACAUCCCUUGACCUGGAACGGCUUCCUCAACAAGUACCUCAACAUUCAGCUGCAUCCAAAGCUAAUCCGCGAUCCAGGUAACGAAUCAGCAUCCUUGACCGACAUCACCUACUAUCUCCAACAACACCGUCCAGAAGUCUUCUUGCCGGCAGUUCGCCGUUUGUGGUUGACUGAAGGUCGAAAGAUCGCAUCCACAAGAUCAGCUGUCGAAGAAAUGCGCUGCAUGGAAGUCCUUUGCAGAGGAGGCCGUAAGAUGCCGCUUGAGUUGACAUACUUACCCACCCCCUCCCUCGAACGUUUGCAAGCACGCUACAUGGCUGAUUCCGAGUAUUUCCCAUUUUUGGAGCUGCCGCUUCCGCCGAGUGAUGACGCUGAGUCCAAUACAUGGGAAUUUCUGUGCACACAUUUCGGGGUCGACCGAGAUGACGAGUUGCACUUUUUUGUGUCAAUUCUAGACUCCAUUGUAGAUGCAAAUAAAUCUGCCGAAACUGUCACGAACAGCCCGAGACUCUAUGGCGUCUAUAGCCGCAUUCAGGCCGGCCUUCAGGGGAUUUAUAUCCCAUCUUUUAGCUCGCAGGUGCUAAUGGCUUUCAGGGAAUUAUUCGAAGAGAAGUCUGCCAUUUUGAUCCCAGAGGGCCGUGGCCAACGUGCUGUAUGGGCCCGACCUAGCCAGUGCCUGUGGGAUGGCCCUCAGGAUAUGCAGACCAAAUAUCCGGUGAAGACUCUAUGCCAAGCAUUCUUGACAGCGUCUGGACCCGGGGAUAGUUCGCUUGAGCAGUUCUUCAGAACCACAUUGGAACUCCCGGAUUGCUCCUGGACGCAUCUUGUGGACGAGCUCAAACAUCUCAAGACCUCUGGUUGCACGGAUUUCGAUCAAGUCAACAGCUUAUACAACCUGAUCAAUGAGUUGGUCGGCAAAACCAAUGUCGAUGAUGUCCAAAAGCUCAGGGAAUCCAUCGAGGACGAUGCCUUGAUCUACGUGAAUGUGAGUGGACGUCACAAAUGGUGUAAGAUCUCUGAGUGUUUGUGGGCGAGCACAACAACGAUAAGAGGCCGGACGACUCUCAACGAUCAUUAUGAAGACUUGAAAGAUUUCUUCGUAACCGUGCUUGGGGUUUCGGAAUUAAGCCUUGAUAUGGUGCUAGACGAACUAAUUGAGAAAGGCGCCAGGCAAGCAUCUGUAAAAGAAGUCAAGGACACGUUGCGGACAUUGGCAUUGCUCCUGUCCUCCAACACUUCAGUCGCCUCAUCGAGGAGAAUCCUGAACAGUCGAGUCUUUCCGGUCAGGUAUUCUAACGGAAAAGUCGCCUUGCGGACAUCUACGACCGACUUUGGAAUCGUGGACCGUCAACGUCUUGGAGAAUUGUUCGCUCGCAAAGCAACCCUCCUUGACUUCAGCUUGGACGAGGUUAGGCAGCUGAAACCAUUCUUUGCCUGGUCCGGUCUGGAGAACCGAUAUCUCUCCAACAUGGUCAAGGAGAUUUCCCGAGUCGACGGCGGUGAGCCUGACCUCAUAACCGACCGAGAUCGAGAUAUUUGCUGGAAAGCUGGAGGGCUUUUCCGGAUAGCCGCCCACUACAACAGCCCCCGUGUAUCGGAGAACGACCGUUCUCUCCAAGACCUCUUUCGGAAUGCUCGAGUCUAUGAGACAGAUGGGAUCUCUUCCUUGCUAGUUUUACCCCAGGGUGGACAAGAACUACCGGUCGAACUCGAAAGGAGCGAACUUCACAUUCGUGAGGACGAGUCGGGACUUCGAAUAUAUGUCCCCAGAAACCCAAGAAGCCAGGACUUUUGCUACCUUUCCAAGCUGCCGCCGCGGCUUUUCGAAUGGAUGAUGACUCACUUCGACACGCAAAUCCGAGAAAACAUUGAGCCAGAAGGUGUCCUGGUUGUCACGAAAAUUUUGAAUGCCAAACUGUCAUCUGUUAAUUGGAUACUGGAGGAAGCUGGAAUUAUGGAAAUUCCUGGCACGGCUAUUAUUGACGACCAAGUUGUUGCUGCAGACCCCGAUCCAGCGGAUCAUGAGAGUGGGGCCGAAGAAUCCGAGCAAGAUGAAGAUGAAGAACAAGCCUGGCCGUCCGAUCGCGAAGAUGAAGGCGAGGAGGCUGAAGAGCAGUCCCAAACAGUCGAAGCCUCCCACGACCGAGGAAUACGAUUCACGCCCACUACGUCCAAUGAGGGCAGCAAUACAUUGAUAUCUUCGACUUCUACAUUUGUCGCAACGACAAUAUCCGCUCAAUCGUCCCACUCUCGGGCCAUCUCUGGAGUCGUUUAUAAUCAUUCACGGCACCGACCAGCUGCUGCAGGCUCCUCAACAUUGUCGCCGUCUCCGCGAAGAAUUGGCGAUGAGAGGACGGCUCGCCGCGAUGCGACGCCUGACAUGGUGGACAUGCUUGCGUUGGACGAGGAUGCAGGAUACGUGGCUCUUCUGGACAACGUAAUCACCAAAGCCAGGACCACGCUGUUCCCCAGUAUCGGAUCGUUCGACAUGUCACAAUUGCUCGACAGCCUGCCCCUCGACUCGGAUGUCUUAGCGGAUGAGUACCCUCUUGACGCCUGCCGGUUCAGAUCGGCGACGCAGCGAGAGCGCGAUAACAAGGUCGGCGCGGCCGGUGAGCUUUUCGUCUUCGAGCUCCUGUCCAACCUCGACCCUGCCCUUCCAGGAUUUAGUCAUGAGAACUGGCAGAGUACGAUCCGGAAAUACGUCCGAGUGCAUCCGCGGUACGGGCGCAUGGACGACUGGCUGGGCCGCGAGACCGCAGACAUCACGUACGACGACGCCUCGGGCGCGCUCACCGCCCUGCUGAUCGACCAGGGCUAUCUCGCCCGUGACGGCUGGGCAGGAAGGCGGCCCAUGUACUACAUCGAAGUCAAGUCGACGGUAGGGCCGUGCGGCCGCCCAUUCUUCAUGAGCAAGUUCCAGUAUCAGCGCAUGCAGAAUCUCUCGACGACGGGACGCGAGGACUCUCCUUCGCCUCCUGCUGCGGCGGCGGAGGCGAUUUACGUCAUCUUCCGCGUCUUCCAUGUCGGCAGGGACGUUCCCGGCGUCCGCAUCUACAUCGACCCCGAGGCCAUGAGACGAAAGGGCGACCUGGUGUUCACGGCGGAGAACUGGUCCGUCGGUCCAGGUCGGGUCUGA